GGAGCGGGGCGGCGGGUGAAGGAGCCUGGGAGCGGGGUCUGAGGGGUCCCGGUACUGGCGGAGGAGAACGGAGCUAUGCGGACCUGCGGACCCCGUGGGGCGGGUACCUUGUGGGGAGGCCCGAGUUCUGUGGGAGCGCUGGACUGGAGGCGGCACAGAUGGGCUGCACAACGGAGGAGCCAGCUGCAGAACUGUCAAGUAGCCAAGGAAAGGCUGAAAUGCUCAAGUGCCAAACCCUUUUUAAAGGACUCGACUAAUCGCCUGAAUCCAUCCUUAGAACCAGUCUCUAAACUCAAGCAUGCUAAGGAAGAGCCAGCUCUGGAUAAAUUCAGGAAAGCCCUGCCAGAAUCAAGGAGCAUGUCACAAAAUACAAAUAACAGAACUCAGCCAUUGCAGCCCUCUCGGUCCCUUCCUGCUUCUUCUAAUUUGAUGCAUAAAAACCCAGGGACAAAGCAAGGAGAAAGUACUGCUGUGAGGCAACCUGGCACAACAGCAGGGGGAAGUCUUAAGCAGCACAGCCAGCCUCCCCCAGUGAGAAGAUUUCCCACCAAGCCUCCCACCUUGGGCAAGCCCCAGGGGACCACAAACCUGAAAUCAAAUCUGAACCCAGGUGUCACUUUACCACGGCCAAGGCCCACGGUUAAAGAGGUAACGGACAGGAAGGACAUGAAGGUGGUGGCUCCUGGACACACGGCAGCAUCCCAAGGGACAGGUCACAAAAACCAGUCUCACAGCAUACACAACUCCAAAACUCAUGUCCUUGAGGAUGAGUUGAGAAGCAGAGGAGAUCAGCUUAAACCAGAGCUGCCGAAGGCAAGUGGCAUGCACUCUAGGCCCGUUCCAAGGACUCCAUCAGCUGCAGAUCGUAGGAAACAGCUGGAGGAGUGGUUGGCAGCCAAAGGCAGGACAUACAAGCGGCCGCCGAUGAUUCUGCUUCAGAAGCAGGCGGUGAUACCAUCCUGCAGAAAGGUCAAGCCAACAGAGAAACAAGAGAAUCCAGAGCGGCACUGCCAAGUCGAGAUAAACAACGUAUUAACUGAGUGCCCGAAGCUCAUUGAGGCGGGUGUCCAUGCAGAGGAGAUCUCAACAGUGCUGUCCCUUGUGCUCCAGGCAGAGAAAUUUGCCAAAUUCUGGUUCUGCCAAGCAAAGCUGCUGGCAGAUGGCCCCUUUGAUGUGUUGCAGCUGUACAGAGAAGCAGUCAGCGCUGGGGCUGAGCCAGUCGAAGAGCUCAGACAAACUGCUUUCAAUAUUUUGAAGGAUGCAGGCCAAAAACUGGAAGGAGAAAAGGCAGAGGAACCCACUCCUCGGGAGCCUACCACACCUUGUCCAGCUGAGAGGCAUCCCAUAGCAUCAACUCCAGGCCUGGUGGGGAGGUGCAUGACCUCCCUCCCCCCCUCAGUCAAGUUACAGGUUACAUCUGCAUCCAGAGGAAGGGAAUUCCUGGAAGGCCCAGAAUUGAAAUUUCUAACACCCGUCCGGCGCUCCCUGCGGACUGAGAGGGCUCGGAGUCGCUACCCAGAGAUGCUAAAGGACCAUGACCCUGUGGUGUCAUCCCUCAGUGAAAUCCUGGAAAUCCUGGAUGCUGAGGAGGGGACUCUCUUCUUCUUCCGGAAAAACAAAGCUUUACCAGAAGUGACAGAGCUGGAGGGCUUGAGUUCAUAUCCCCCCAAGAGCCCCUGAGGGUUCCCAGCAGGAGCAGGCUGCCUUGUACACAUUCCCCUGACUGCUCUUGCUGCCCCUCAGAUGUAGGGGGGAGGGUUUGGCACAGAAUAAGUAUGUAUCAAAUAUCUAAAUUUUGUUUUAAAUAAUAAAUGCAUGUUUAUUAAA
Messenger RNA from Agelaius phoeniceus (red-winged blackbird), 1827 nucleotides. Lineage: Eukaryota; Metazoa; Chordata; Aves; Passeriformes; Icteridae. The record is from RefSeq and is a predicted model, not a curated record.